Molecule: messenger RNA, 567 nt
Organism: Arabis nemorensis
Lineage: Eukaryota; Viridiplantae; Streptophyta; Magnoliopsida; Brassicales; Brassicaceae
Source: the annotation of a GenBank genome assembly
AUGACUUUGUACCGAACCGAUGGUCAUGCGUGGGUGGUUUACAGACAGCCUGUGGAUGUUCUCCUGCAGCUGGAAUGUUCCAAGAUUAUAGCCAAUUGGUGCGAGUUCCUGACUCUCAUGGAACCAGCUUAUCUAGGUUACUCUCUAGCGCUGCCCUUGUUGCAUACAUCUGAAGAAGUUUACUUGAAGAGGAAGGUUGAGAUGGAGUUGGGGACAAAGAUGAUCCACUUGAAGAUGAGAUGCAGCGGUCUUGGUUCCGAAUGGGGAAAGGUUACUGUUCUUGGAACCUCUGGGCUCUCGGGUUCAUACGUGGAACAAAGAUCUGCCGAUGGGAAAGAGAACGAAGAGGAACCUUGUUGCAAAUAUUGCGUGUGUGUUCUUGGUCGCAAUACACAAAGGCCAGUAAAUAAAUUGAUGGUUUGUUUGUUCCAACUUCCAAGAGAGGCUUUGGGAUUGAAGAACUGGAUGAGGAUAACCAUUGGAGUGGAAGCUCAUAUGCUUGAGGAUGCACUUGAGAGACUAAAGGGUUUCUGUGCACGUCAUGUCAAGAAGACAGACAGAAACUGA